AUGGGUUCCAUGGCGCUCCUCCGUUCCCUGGCCUGCGUCCUCAUCCUCCUCUGCUCGUCGCUCGGGGCAGCGAAUGGGAUGUAUCGUAGAGCUGGCGGCGCGGAGGGGGAGGAAGCGGGCGGCAGGGUCGCCGGCGGCGCCCGCGGCGGCGUCAGGAGCGCGUGGCCGGGGUACCUCUACACCAGAGCAGUCGGGCGAUGCACACCCCAGUUCUGGAGCAGCGGGGCUGAGCAAUGGCCCAACAUCGUGCCCCAGGAGGCGGCGGUGUCCAAGGUGUUCGGGUCCAGGUCCAUGGACAAGUACGGGCCGCGGCUCACCCUGCUGGAGGCCACCAUGAGGACCGACGACGUGGGCAGCCCCUUCGUGAAGCUGGUGAAGCACGGCAGCGCGGCGCUCAUCAACGCCUACACGCGUACGGGCUUCCCCUUCGACUCCUGGGAGGUGAAGGCGCUGCUGCUGGAGGCGCUCGUCUCCGAGGACGCCGCCGCCGCCCAGGCCGAGCGGUUCCAGCAGGCCAACGAGUCGUGCGUCUGA
This is a messenger RNA of Triticum turgidum subsp. durum (durum wheat), 534 nucleotides long. Lineage: Eukaryota; Viridiplantae; Streptophyta; Magnoliopsida; Poales; Poaceae. The record is from the annotation of a GenBank genome assembly.